Zingiber officinale is the source of this 1939-nucleotide messenger RNA. RefSeq names its product galactokinase-like. NCBI's taxonomy places the organism in Eukaryota, Viridiplantae, Streptophyta, Magnoliopsida, Zingiberales, Zingiberaceae. The record is from RefSeq and is a predicted model, not a curated record. Gene Ontology annotation, molecular function: galactokinase activity; ATP binding. Bases 199 to 1695 code for a protein of 498 amino acids. The transcript has 13 exons. Gene Ontology annotation, biological process: carbohydrate phosphorylation; galactose metabolic process. Gene Ontology annotation, cellular component: cytoplasm; cytosol.
GCGAACGGGAACGGGAAAGCCCGGAGGUUUUUCUGACUACGCCCGUGAGUGUCGUGUUUUAUGCGGUCUGUUGAGGAUAGAAUGUAACAGCUGUCACAUAUUCGCUGCAAAGAACGGCUAAUUAAAUACAGUCCAUCGUCGGAGCAGAUUACUGUGAAAGCGAGAAACUUCAUCCCCAGCCGUCGCUUUUGAUCAAUCAUGGCGCACGAGGAUCUUCCAAUCGCUUUCUACUCGUCUCUGGACCCUGUCUAUGGCGAUGGGUCACUGCUCGAGGAGGCGCAGAUCCGGUUCCAGACCGUCAAGGCGAAGUUCGUCGAGCUCUUCGGCCGUGAGCCACAACUCUACGCUCGAUCACCAGGUAGGGUUAAUUUAAUCGGCGAGCACAUCGAUUAUGAGGGUUAUUCGGUGCUUCCGAUGGCUAUUCGGCAAGAUACGAUCGUGGCCAUUGGGAAGCGUGAUGCCGGCGAGUCGAGCAAAGAGGUUAGGAUUGGGAACGUGAACCCGAAGUACUCUGUGUGUACUUACCCUGCUGAUCCUCAUCAGGAAGUUGAUUUGAAGAAUCACAAAUGGGGCCAUUAUUUUAUCUGUGGAUACAAAGGCAUAUAUGACUAUGCUAAAUCUAAAGGAACAGACUUUGGUCUACCCUUUGGCCUUGAUGCAGUUGUUGAUGGGACUGUGCCAACAGGGUCUGGUCUUUCCAGCUCUGCUGCUUUGGUCUGUUCAGCAACGAUUGCUAUAAUGGCUGUUCUUGAUAAUAAUUUCCCAAAGAAAGAAAUUGCUCAACUUACAUGUGAAUGUGAACGGUACAUUGGAACACAAUCUGGUGGUAUGGAUCAGGCGAUAUCCGUCAUGGCAAAAACUGGAUUUGCUGAGUUGAUAGAUUUUAAUCCUAUACGUGCUACUGAUGUGAAAUUACCAGAUGGUGGAACUUUUGUAAUUGCACAUUCUCUUGCGGAAUCUCAGAAAGCUGUGACAGCUGCAACAAACUACAACAAUCGUGUUGUAGAAUGUCGCUUGGCAGCGAUUGUCCUUGCCAUAAAGUUAGGGAUGGCUGCAAAUGAUGCCAUCUCCAAAGUGAAAACACUGUCCGAUGUUGAGGGGCUAUGUGUAUCCUUUGCUGGUAAACAUGGAUCUUCAGAUCCUUGUUUUGCUGUUAAGGCACACUUGAAGGAGGAGCCUUACACAGCAGAAGAUAUUGAGAAGAUCAUAGGAGCGAAUCUUACAUCCAUUUUUGCAAACUCACUGUCAUCACUAGAUGUCCUAAAGGCUGCUCAACAUUUUAAGAUUUUUCAGCGUGCUUCACAUGUUUACUCGGAAGCGAAGCGUGUCUAUUCAUUUAGAGAUGUUGUCUUGUCAAAGCUCAGUGAUGAUGAUAAGCUUAAGAAGCUUGGUGAACUAAUGAAUGAGAGCCACAGUAGCUGCAGUGUAUUGUAUGAGUGCAGCUGCCCGGAGUUGGAAGAACUUGUAAAGAUUUGUAGAGAUAAUGGAGCACUUGGAGCAAGGCUUACAGGUGCUGGUUGGGGUGGCUGUGCAGUUGCUCUGGUGAAGGAAAGUAUCGUUCCUCAGUUCAUUCAAAAUGUGAAGGAGUCAUUUUACAAGUCGAGGAUUGAGAAAGGAGUCAUCAGAAAGGAUGACAUCGGUCUUUAUCUGUUUGCAUCAAAGCCGUCAAGUGGUGCAGCGAUUUUGAAGUUCUAGGUUUUCUUCGAUUGCUUGUCUCUAGUAAUUUUAUGCUACCAGUGAAGGCCUAAUUGUUAUUGAUUUUAUGCUAGUUUCCAAUUUGUUACAAUAAGUUCUAUUGACAAUCCUGUAUAAGCCUUAAGAAACUGGAAAUUUUCCUUUCCUCAAGAAAUACCAGACGGAUAACACAUUCCGUAUUGGAUUAGUUUCAUGAUGUUUCCAUCCAUCAAGACAAUCUGAUCUCCAAAUCAGUUUUUGAUCA